AUGUCCCUGGGCAAAGUCAUGGUGGAAAAGACUCUGGAAAAUAUACCUCUGGAAGUUGUUUCCGAAAUAUUCACCCAAUGCGACGGCACAUCUCUUUCCCGACUAUGUGCCACUUCGAAACGGCUCCGUGAUAUCAUUCAUGUAUACCUCCCCCACAAGUAUUAUGGCGCAUUAUGCACCGAGCACUUGCCUUUCCGACGUUUUGACGCCAGGUACGUACCCAAGCAGCCAAAAGAGUGGGUGAAUGAGUGCAGUAAGCUCUUCGACUGUCUCAACGGGUUGAACAAGCCUAUUCCUUUCUGCUUUGAUGAGUAUGUCUCUAUCUGGACAACAUCCAAGUUGCUAAUUCAGAGUCACGAGGAGCUGGCAGAGACUCCCGACAAAUACGAGGUUUCGGUGGCCGAUGUUGUUCCUGAGACUCCACAGGAGGUCGAGGAUAACGAGAGUGGUCAGGAGGACGACGAAGGAUCCAUGUCAAGUGAUGAUAAUGACACCACACAACCAGAGCCCAGAAGACUGUACACGGAUCCACAUAAAAGGCUGCAUUUUGUGCAUCAUGAGUGGUUACCACAGAAUUCAACGCCUCUAAAUGAUUCUGUUCCCUGUCGUCAAAAGUCCUGGUAUACCGGUGGACCUCCAUACACCAUAGGAGGACGCAUGGAGUGGAUUGACUCUGAUGGAGACAUUUUGAAACACUAUGGUUUGGAUCUCAGAACAGGAGAGGCGAGUAUUGAGAAGCAGUGGGACUUUAGGAAAUUCACCGAGCUGUUUGUGCAUCCUCGUGACAGACCAAUCAUGAUCUCACCAGAGGGAGAUAUUGUCGCGGAGGUACUAUACAAUGGAGCCUAUCUUGUCAACUUCACCAAAGGCUGGUAUUAUUACUUUUUGGAAGGAGUGCUACACAGAGUCAGGGGUCAUGUUCGCCAGUCCAGCAGAGCACCCAUAGCCGAAGGACUAAUAGACACUCAUGGUACCAACGGUCUUCAUGUAUGGCCGUUAUCUGACAGGUUUCUGUUCAUCAAGCUGGAGGGAGGCUCCAUGUGGUGUGUGCAUUUAGUUGAUUGGGAAACUGGACUGUGGCAUUUCAUGAUGGAGUCGGAAGACACUCGAGUAGUCAUCUUGUAUCCCAGCUACUCAGGCAUCAUUUAUGUUCAUGGGCGAAACGACUACGUGGUGGGACUCAUGCCCAAAUUCAGCGCCGACUACACGAACCUCACGUGGUACGAGGUUUCACGGAAUUAUGGGAUGCAGAAUACUCAGUCGUACUAUUCUCUGCUGUUCGACUUUAACUACGUUCCUGAUACUCUCACAGGUCGGUUUGCGUGGGGACUGGACCGCAUUGUUGAUUUUGAGAGUGUCACUGCGGAGGUAGCACAGGGGGACUCGUAUGCCAUGGUCCUCAACAACGAGGACGGAAAGGUAUACUGCUAUGUGUUUCUCUACCACUUCACCAGGAGCGCCAUAAAGUUCAUCAGGGAGGAUCUUGCGGAGGCUGAUGGGUCCAUCACGCUGGAUAUCAACCGCAUCUUCCAUGAACCUGUUCAAUGA
Yarrowia lipolytica CLIB122 is the source of this 1548-nucleotide messenger RNA. RefSeq lists its product as uncharacterized. The record is from RefSeq and is a predicted model, not a curated record. Lineage: Eukaryota; Fungi; Ascomycota; Dipodascomycetes; Dipodascales. Gene Ontology annotation, molecular function: protein binding.